Molecule: messenger RNA, 1269 nt
Organism: Mycotypha africana
Lineage: Eukaryota; Fungi; Mucoromycota; Mucoromycetes; Mucorales; Mycotyphaceae
Exons: 3
Coding region: 485-1162 (225 amino acids)
Biological process (GO): transcription by RNA polymerase II
Cellular component (GO): nucleus
Molecular function (GO): transcription coactivator activity
Source: RefSeq, a predicted model, not a curated record
UGACAUGGAUAAGCAUAUAUCGUAGCUUCUCACGUUCAAAAAUGAAUUACCUAUUCUGUAUUAUUCGUUUAGUCAACCCUUCCCACACGGUCAAUACAGAAAAUGAACCAAGUCCUCUCAAAAGCUUGUCAGAACCUUGAUAAAAAAGUCUGCUACCAAGGUAGAAGAGAAAAUCAAAUCCCAGCAUUGAGACAUUGUAUCCAAAAACGUCGAUGCUGAGACUGCUAUUGCUGAAGAUUAUGUAGCGAAGUCCCCAAUCAAAGCUGUGACAUUUUACAGACUAUUACUGAUUCUGUUCGCGGCGGCUUAAAUAACAUACAGCAUCGACUCAUAAAGCUUCUUCACAUCUUCGUAGUGCUGGAAAAUUUAAAGCACGCUUCCGAACGAGUGCUACAAAAGAAAAAAUUUUAAAGGAUCUGAUAAGAUCUUUUUUCUCUUCCAUUCUUACCUCUGAACAAAUUACUAAUCAGAUCCUGAACUAAAAAUGGCCAAGAAGAAGACUGUUAACACCAAGGUUGAAGCUGCCAACGCUCGUAAGGCUGCCGGUAAGGCUGAGAAGGAGAAUAAGAAGAAGGCUGAGAUCGAAGCUUUGCGUAGAAAGCAAGAAGCUCAAAAGCAAUUGGAAGAAGAAGAAAAGGCUCUUAAUAAGCCUAAGGCGCCCUCUAAACCCAAUUACACUAAAAAGGUCGUUUAUACUCCUAAUAAGCCUGCCUCUGCUGCGAAGAAGUCUACCGAAACUGCUCCUGCUGACAAGAAGGAGACCGAAGAAGCUGCCUCCAAUAAGAAAAAGACCAACAAUGUUGACAAAGUUCUCACUGAAAAUGAUAUUGAAAAGCAUCCUGAACGUCGUUUCAAGACCGCAUUGAAAGACUUUGAAGAAAGAGAGCUCAAGAAUUAUAGAGCUGAGUAUCCUGGUCUCCGUUUGAGCCAACUGAAGGAAAUAAUGUAUAAGGAUUUCCAAAAAUCACCCGAAAAUCCCUUCAACCAAGCCAAUGUUUUCUCUUACAAUACUUCCAUUGAGGAAGUCAAUCGUAUCAUUCGUGGUGAACCUGCACCAGCUAAGAAGAAGGAUGGUGAUGAAGAAAACGCUAACGAAAGUGAUGCUGAAGAAAACGAUGAGAAGAAGGAAGGCGCAGCUGACAAAGCUGCUGCCUCUCUCUGAAAAGGAAGUUGUUAAAGAUGGUGCUCACUUCCCUUUUGCUGCUGCUGCUGCUUCCGAAUGCGCUCCGCGAUGGAGGUGUAGGUGGAAAAUAGAAAAAAAUAGAAACC